Messenger RNA from Microcebus murinus (gray mouse lemur), 2052 nucleotides. It is a transcript of the gene LRRN4CL, whose product is annotated as LRRN4 C-terminal like. NCBI's taxonomy places the organism in Eukaryota, Metazoa, Chordata, Mammalia, Primates, Cheirogaleidae. Gene Ontology annotation, molecular function: protein binding. The record is from RefSeq and is a predicted model, not a curated record.
CCAGGAUACAUCAUUCUGGCCCCCUGCACCCCUCCCUUUCUCUAUCCAUUGGGAGGCAGAAGACAGGAAAUGACUGCCAUGGAUGUGGUAUGAUUUUUACCAAAACAGCAUUUAGUAGCUCAGGCCCAUGCUGUUCGCAGCUGUUUUCCUUUGUGAUACCAGCCAGGUGGCCAACUCUCCCAUGCUCCCCUCCCCAUUGCUUCACAUGACUUGAGCCGUUGGAUUCUUUGCUCCUGGCCGCUGUCCACAUUCCAUUCCCCUUUCAGAACCCAGGCAUCCCGGGCUCCAGCUGCAACUGCUGCAUGUGGCUUUCCCCAUCCCUGGCCUUGUGACUCAGUCGGCCCCCUGAAGGGAGCAGCCCUCUUUUUUGCAGUCACUGGAGAGGCCGAGGAAGAAGAGGGCUAGAUGGUGACAUCACAGUCGAAGGGUAUAAAAGCUUCAAGCCAAAACAGAGUUGAAAUUGAAGAUAAAACCUGGCAGCGCAGCCUGUGAUCGUGGGGACCCCUCAGCCUCAUACGUGCAGACGUCUGGUGGUGGAUUCCCACUUUAUCAAGGCCUACCCACUGGCUCCAUGCUGGGCUCUACCUGCCCUCUGUGGCUCCUGGCCGUGGUGACCUUCUCCUUGGUUCCUAGAGCUCAGCCCUUGGCCCCUCAAGGCUUUGAGGAAGAGGAGAUAGAUAAGACGGAGCCACCGCCUGUUCCCUGUGAUUAUGACCGCUGUCGACACCUGCAGGUGCCCUGCAGGGAGCUGCAGAGGGUCGGCCCGGUGGCCUGCUUGUGCCCAGGGCUCUCCAGCCCUGCCCAGCCGCCAGACCCGCCGCGCCUGGGAGAGGUGCACGUUGUGGCCGAGGAGGGCUGUGCCGUGGUCCACUGGUGUGCUCCCUUCUCCCCGGUCCACCACUACUGGCUGCUGCUUUGGGAGGGCAGCGGCGCUCCGCAGAAGGGCCUCCCGCUGAACUCCACCUUCCGAAAAGCAGAACUUAAGGGACUGAAGCCUGGGGGCACUUAUGUCGUUUGCGUGGUGGCCGCUAACGAGGCCGGGGAGAGUCACGUGCCUGGGGCAGGUGGGCAGGGCCCCCAGGCAGCAGACAUGCUCGCCUUUGGGCCUUGCGGCCGGCUCUCCGUGCCGCCCAGGCCCCUCUCCCUGGUCCACGCGGCCGUUGCGGUGGGCACAGCCCUGGCCCUGCUAAGCUGUUCCGCCCUGGUCUGGCACUUCUGCCUGCGGGACCGCUGGGGCUGCCCGCGCCGGGCUGCCGCCAGAACCGCAGGGGCGCUCUGAAGGGGCCUGGAGACACAGCCAAGCCCCACCUGGGGUGCUCAGCUCGGCUCCGGGCUCCGGGCUCCGGGCUCCGGGAUCUGGGAUCCGGGCUCUGGGCUCUGGGGAGGAGGGGACUGCUGCUGCCAGGGCAGGCAGGACAGCAACUAGGAGCCAGCCCCAGGCGCCUGGGCCACAGCUGUGGCUGGGUUCUCUCAGCGAAGCGUUUGUUUGGGUCCCGCCGGACUUGCCGUUUUGUUCCCUGGCUGAGGUCUAGAAGAGAGUAGAGAGGGUCGCCCAGGUUAGGCCAGAUAGUAAAUAAGUUCGGCUUUCUGGGUUCGAGAGGAUAACAUCACGCAUGCUGUGUAUAUAGGUACUUAUAUGGCCAUUUAACCAUUUAAAAACCAUUCUUAUCCACCUUACAAAUCAGGUCGCAGGCCUGUUGACUAUACUUAGACCCCCCUUGUCAUACACCCUCAAAAGGGCUCUGUCACUGUGGGUGGCUUCAGUGGGAUUUUGAGAAUAAGCUGAGACAGGAUGGGCCUUUGGGGCCAGAGACCAUCCUCUUCUGCUUCUAACUUUUGUUUAGUUAUUAAGGAUAAACACAUCUGAGUCCAUGUGCACCUGUGUCUGAGGAGGGUGGAGAAGAGACGGAAGGGCCAACCUACAGUCUGGCACAAGUUCCUGCUAGUUAAAACAAAACAGAAACAACAAUAGUACCAAGGAAUUUCUCCCUUUCCCCCGUUUGUGUUUAUUGUAUAUCCACUGUAACAACAUUAAAGGACAUUUAAAAGACA